UAAAGUGAGGGCGCCAGAAGUAAGGAAUCUAAGGGUGUGCAUGACGAAUUUUUUCGAGAGUCUCCUCUCAGUAGUUGAGACAAUUGAAGAAUUCGGGGAAGAAAACAGUUAACGACAUUAACACUGAAGAGGCCACGGCCUGUUCCAGCGUGCAUCCGGCCGAGAGCCAUGCCCGAGCACACCCCGGCACCGACACCGGCGCGUGCCGUCUACGGGUUCGUCUUGUACCUGGCGUCCGUCACGUCGGCCGCACUCUUCCUGCUGUGGGCGUACGUGCCGCCGGAUGUGGCAUCUUCGCUCGGUCUCAGCAGCUACCUGCCCCAGCGCUACUGGGCCGUCGCCCUGCCGGUGCACCUGUGCGUCGGGCUGGCGCUGUUCGCAUUCUUCUUCUACCCCGGACUGGGUCUCGCGAUGACGCCCGCCCUCUCGGACCCGCUGACCGUCGGGGACGGUCGAGGCCGCGGAGCGCGGAACGCCGCGCCGGCGCCUGCGCCCGGUGCCGUACCCCCGGUGGGAGACCUGCACGUCUCCGAGGUGUGCCGCCACCUGUACCUCGGGGGGCAGAGCGGCUGACGGCCGACUGUGGAGCCGGGCCGGGCCGGGCCGGAGGUGCCCCACCGAGUGGCGUCCCGCGUCCUGAGGGGAGCUCCAGCUGCCGGUGGACUCUUGUGGAGCACGUGUUCCUGUUGAGACAAAAGUGGAAAAUUGUUCUAAAGGCUAUUGAUAAAGGUUGUCUUGUGUGUUAAUGAAUAAACUGUCUUAAAUUUUUUCCUCAAAACCA
Molecule: messenger RNA, 781 nt
Organism: Schistocerca cancellata (South American locust)
Lineage: Eukaryota; Metazoa; Arthropoda; Insecta; Orthoptera; Acrididae
Gene: PIG-P
Product: phosphatidylinositol N-acetylglucosaminyltransferase subunit P
Exons: 4
Coding region: 169-573 (134 amino acids)
Source: RefSeq, a predicted model, not a curated record